UUGUAUCCCGAGGAAAAUGCAUGCAUACAACGAAUAGUGGAAGAGGGUGUGCACCUGUGGAACAAGUUUGGGAGUGAUAAACAAAACUGCUGCGUCACAGGUUUAUCCACCAACCAGGUGAUGCUAAAAUGACUGUUUGGCUUCCUAUCUGUUCCCUCUGUGGCGCUGGCAGUUAGUAUCUGUAAGGCUUGCGGUCUAUUUGAUUUCACCGCUAAGCAGACAUUAACUUCCUCCAGGCUGAUGUUUUAUAUCAAACCCGUGCCAGCCCUGACACGAGGAGGGACGAACAUUCUCUUCAAAUGUUUACAAUCGACCGUUUCCUCCUCCUCGGCGACCCAGACAGAGCCGCAGAAAGAGGUUAGCAGCCGCGGCCGCGCUCAACAUGACACGGCACGGUCUGAGUGUGCCGGACAGCCGAGGAGACGAGGGGGAGACGGCAUCACCACCGCUGCAACUAAUGAGAUCUCCGUGGACUUCGACCAUACACGGGAGGCUUAUAAGAGCAAAGACUCAUUAGAGCUGCUCAGAAGUUUGGUGGUUUUUAAGCUCUGCUCCUAUGACUUCCUGGUUGAUAAGAAUAAAGAGAUAAUGGAUCUAGGUAAGAAGAUCCUGGGACAGAAAGCCUUUGACCAGUUCAUGAAGAUGACAUUUUAUGGCCAGUUUGUAGCUGGUGAGGACCAUGUAACCAUCAGACCGCUUAUCCAGAAGAAUCAGGCUUUCGGUGUCGGCUCUGUCCUAGACUACAGUGUGGAGGAAGACAUCAGCCAGGAGGAGAUCGAGCAGAAAGAGAUCAACUCAUGUGUAUCCGCUGCAGAGAAAGAAAGCAUAGGCGAGGACCACAGAGGGAAAAAAUAUGAAGCGCACAAACAGUUAAGGGACCCUCAUAGGGGAGUGACUUAUUUCUAUGCUGAUGAGGCCAAAUGUGACCAGCAUAUGGAGACCUUCAUCAAAUGCAUCAAAGCAUCUAGUGGGAGUUCAAUGGAUGGUUUUUCUGCCAUCAAAAUGACUGCUCUUGGAAGACCUCAGUUUCUGCUCCUGUUCUCAGAGGUCCUGGUGAAAUGGCAGCGAUUUUUCACCUUCCUGGCCUCUCAGCAGGGGAAAGAUGGCAUGGAGGCCUUAGAGCAGAGGCUGGAGCUGAAACAACUGCAGGAAUUCCUGACAAAACUGGGUGCAAAAGGUGACUUCUUUGGCUGGUUUAGUAAAGAAGAAUCUUCAGGUACCAUAGACAUGCUCGACUGGAACAGCCUAAUUGCCGACAGAACAAAGAUAUCGGACCUGCUGGUUGUGCCAAAUGUAGAGUUAGGUGAGCUGGAACCACUACUGAAGAAUUUCGCCAUAGAAGAAGAGAAGCAAAUGAAGAGGAUAUUAGAGCGCAUGGAUGUUUUAGUCAAGCAUGCCAUGGAGAAUGGUGUCCGUUUGAUGGUGGAUGCAGAGCAAACCUACUUCCAGCCAGCUAUCAGCACACUGACACGGGAGAUGCAGAGGAUCUAUAACAGAGAAAAGCCUGUCAUCUUCAACACCUACCAGUGCUACCUCAAGGAGGCCUAUGACAAUGUAACUUUGGACGUAGAAUUGUCUCGACGUGAGGGCUGGCAUUUCGCUGCCAAGCUGGUGCGUGGAGCCUACAUGUAUCAGGAGCGAGAGAGGGCCGAAGAGAUUGGUUAUGAAGACCCUAUUAACCCUGAUUAUGAGUCCACCAAUAGAAUGUACCACAGGUGUUUGGACUAUGUGCUGGACGAGAUUGCUCUCAACAGAAAUGCCAAUGUGAUGGUCGCUUCCCAUAAUGAGGACACGGUGAAACACACCUUGAGGAGAAUGAAUGAGCUGGGCCUCUUACCCACAGACAACAAGGUGUACUUUGGUCAGCUACUGGGAAUGUGUGAUCAAAUCAGCUUCCCAUUGGGCCAGGCAGGCUUCCCAGUCUAUAAGUACGUCCCCUAUGGGCCGGUGAAUGAGGUGAUUCCCUACCUGUCUCGGAGAGCCCAGGAGAACCGAGGCUUCAUGAAAGGAGUCCAAAAGGAGAGGGAGCUUCUGUGGCAGGAGCUGAAACGCAGACUUACCUCUGGGGAGCUUUUCUACAGACCUGCGUACUGAAAACACAGAAGAAGAGACAAAGAGGAGUGUGUCAACGUGUCGAGUUUUCUUUUUUUUUUUGUUUUGUUUUUCUUUUAUCUUCCCCGGUUGACAGCUGCGGCUGUGGCUGUCUGUUCCAUCUCUACCUCUGUACAGCUCUCCCUGGAUGUACAUCUCCAGUUCUAUCCUGUCCUGGUGUUUCAGUGCUGAUGGACUGUUUCGGUGUGUCACUCCCUUUUUUCUGUCUCCUAGCUGUUGUUUUUCUCCAUUCUGUUGCUCUCUGAUCUUCUUCAUCCAUUCCAGUGUUCACUGCCCAUGUUCUCUCUUUUUCUUUUCCUUAGCCACCUCUGCAUCCAUAAGCUUCCCUUAUUUUGUGUUCUUGUUGUCUAUUGAGCUGUGGUAUCCAUCAAAUGGGCAUCUUUACUGCUCUGAAAGGACUCCCUUAAAUGUCAACGAGACGCCGAGCGGGCAUCUCUUUUUAUCACCAUAUUUAUCUUGGAGAGGGACAACAAUAAUAAAAAUAACAGGCUUGAUUUAAAUGAUAGUAAAGGAAACAUCAAUAUUCUCCUCCUAUAUGUUUUUUUGAAAGCCACACAGUCCCCAGAGGAGGCUUAUCUGUACUGUAUAUGUGUGUGCUGUGUUUGAGUUUGUACUGCAGGUUUAAAAAUGAUGCUUGUUUAUGAAUCAGUAAGAAUGUAUAAAUGGUUCUGCACAGCAUACACCCUUUUUCUUAAGAGUGCAGUGCUUUUGUUAUUGUAUUCACUGGAGGAAGUUAUAUUGUUGAUCACUGAAGUGUUACGAGUAUUCAGUGAGGGAAUCUCAUUGUAACAGGGACACUUGCAAGUCUGAUAGGUUGUGUUUCUGUUUUGUUUUUUUUUUUGGACAUAAGAUAAUAUUCAAGGGAAUGAUGAGACUGAUACCUUUUGGUCUCAUUGUGAUCCCAUGGAUUCAAAAUGUGCAGGUGUGAAUAUGUUUGAAGAAGGUAAUUGCAUUUCUUGGUUUUAUAUGUCUCACUUUAUGGACCUGUGAAAUUGCUAAAUGAAUAAAUAUAAUCAUAAUAUUAGCAAUAAAUCAGAACAGUAAAAGUCUGUUCCAAACUUGU
Messenger RNA from Scatophagus argus, 3175 nucleotides. It is a transcript of the gene prodhb, whose product is annotated as proline dehydrogenase (oxidase) 1b. Gene Ontology annotation, molecular function: FAD binding; proline dehydrogenase activity. Gene Ontology annotation, cellular component: mitochondrion. NCBI's taxonomy places the organism in Eukaryota, Metazoa, Chordata, Actinopteri, Scatophagidae. The coding region runs from base 241 to 2094 and encodes 617 amino acids. The transcript is spliced from 14 exons. The record is from RefSeq and is a predicted model, not a curated record.